Leptomonas pyrrhocoris is the source of this 810-nucleotide messenger RNA. RefSeq lists its product as hypothetical. Gene Ontology annotation, cellular component: mitochondrial large ribosomal subunit. Gene Ontology annotation, molecular function: structural constituent of ribosome. Lineage: Eukaryota; Euglenozoa; Kinetoplastea; Trypanosomatida; Trypanosomatidae. The transcript has a single exon. Gene Ontology annotation, biological process: mitochondrial translation. Bases 22 to 810 code for a protein of 262 amino acids. The record is from RefSeq and is a predicted model, not a curated record.
AGAUCUUUUUUCAGAGUUACCAUGAGCCGCAACGGAGAGCUCUGUCUGCAGAAGAUCAUCGUCUCGUACAGCCCCAACAAGGGCAACCCGGCGAUGCGGCAGUUCAUGGCCACCUACCUGCCGGAGUUCUAUCGCCAGUACCCACAAGUGAAGAUCGACAUCCGCCCUCGCCAAUGGCCGGAGAGCAGCAUCACCGGCGUGUACCGCGAUGGAAGCGAGAAGGCGCUGUCCAUUAGGUUUCUCAGCUCCAUGGGCAUCAACGUACGCUUUCACCGUUUGGUGAACGAGGGGAAUGACUACAACCAGCCGUUUUCCGCGUCGCAUUUGCAUCUCCAGCGCAAGAGUGUGCAGGGGACGUGGAACCCGUAUCUGUGGAACUACGAAGGCCAUCGCGUCCGCCGCCAGCCGCCGGCGCAGUGGGAUCGCAAACUCACGGAGAAAGAGUGGGACUACUACAUCCAGCAGUACGGUGCCCAGAUGAAGGCGGAGGAGGACACCAUCGCCGACCGUGUGCGACGCUACACCGACAUCCCUGAAGCCAGCACGGAGGAGGUUCAGCAGCGGUGGAAGGAGCACGUCCUUCCGCGUCUGCAAACGGACUUGGAGUACAACAUUAGCCACUGGAAGAGGCUGCACGCACGCGGCAAGGGACGUCCCGACGCGCCGACGAUGAAUGAGUAUAGUCUGUUCUCCGUCCCGGAUCAUGCGACGCUGGGUCAGGACGCAGUUGACAUGCUGCGUAGACGGGAGACCCAGCGGGUGGAGGACUGGUGGCGCGAGCGCAAAAACCAACUGAAGCCACCAAAGUGA